Molecule: messenger RNA, 893 nt
Organism: Corticium candelabrum
Lineage: Eukaryota; Metazoa; Porifera; Homoscleromorpha; Homosclerophorida; Plakinidae
Product: alanine--tRNA ligase-like
Exons: 9
Coding region: 31-771 (246 amino acids)
Biological process (GO): alanyl-tRNA aminoacylation
Molecular function (GO): ATP binding; alanine-tRNA ligase activity
Source: RefSeq, a predicted model, not a curated record
UGCCCGUAUGUGCACGUGAUUUGCAAAAUAAUGGCAGCAGCUGCAGAGCUGGAUAGUAGUAGCAGUUUGCAAACAGAACAUCUUUACUACGGAGACACUUACAAUUUUUCUUGUGAAGCAAAGGUGCUGUUAAUCAAGGAUGUCGACUUGGAGCAAGGAACAAAAGUGAUAGUGACAGACAGGACAGUCCUGCAUCCUCAAGGAGGUGGUCAACCUGCAGAUACGGGAAUGAUAAGAAGUAAAGAUAAAGAAACUUUUUUUAAAGUGAGCCAUGUUCAGAAACCAAACAAAGACAGCUUGUAUAUCGAACAUAUUGGAAAGUUUGAGGGCAAUGAGCGAGAGAGUUUUAGUGAUAGUGUUGUGGAAAUCAUUGUUGAUGAAGGAAGACGAAGACGAAAUGCGCGUCUUCACAGUGCUGGGCAUUUGUUGGAUUCAGCAUUUGACGUACUUGGACGGACAGAGCUGGAGCCCACUAAGGGCUAUCACUUUCCAGAAGGUCCAUAUGUUGAAUACAUUGGAAAUAUCCCACCUGAUGAGCGUGACAAGGUGAUUGCUGAUCUCAACCAGGAAGCUACACGUCUAAUUGAAGAGAACUCACAGGUCUUGGUGAGCAAAAACGAUCAUGGUGACAGGAUUGUCAAUGUUGGUGGGUCAGGCUGCCCAUGUGGAGGAACUCAUGUCAAGUGGACAGGAGAAAUCGGGCAACUUACAGUCACUAAAAUUACAAAGAAGAAGAAAAUCAUUCGUGUGUCGUAUGUCAUCAGUGACUGACAGCAUCUCAAUGUUUGACAUCGCCCUUUUUAUUUCAAUGUUAUUAAUGUCUAAGUUAGAUGAUUUCCAUGUAUUUUCAAACUGUGUGCAACAAAUGAACUAAAAACAAAAAACAGUCAUGG